CCACAGGCCAGAACAGAACACAAAGUCUUGCAGACAUACAACUACUUUUUAUCAAUUUACUCUUGCAAAUAUUUUCUUUGCUUAAACAUGGUUCGACCUCAACAGAGAUACAGGGGAGUUCGCCAGAGGCAUUGGGGCUCUUGGGUCUCCGAAAUUCGCCACCCUAUACUGAAAACAAGAAUCUGGCUCGGCACAUUCGAGACAGCCGAGGAUGCAGCACGAGCAUACGACGAGGCUGCGCGCCUCAUGUGUGGACUAAGAGCACGUACUAACUUCGUAUACAAUGCCUCAAAUGAGAUUCAUUCAUCAAGGAAGUUUCUAUCUGCUACAUUAAGAGCUAAGUUACAAAAAUGUCACACCACGUCGCUGCAAAUGGCGAGAGCACCCGUGAAAAGAGAGGCCGAGGAAGCUCAUUCCACUUGUUCGAGCAUCAAAAGUGGCGAAAUGGGAGUUAGCCACUCUGCGAUCAAGGUGGAUACUAGUGAGUGUCAAGGGGAGAAUGUUCAACAGUUCAAGUCACCAGAAGAGGAAUAUAUAGAACAGAUGAUCCAGGAAUUGCUGGAUUAUGGACCUGUUGAGCUUUGUUCUGUAAUUGGUAGUUAGAUAAUCUAAUUAGUGUUCUCCUUAUUUCCUUUAAAUAGUCGUUCUGACUUUUGUCAUGCGUACCGAGGCAUAAAAGUUAUAACGACUAUUAAAAUGGAACGGAGGGAGUGCAAUCGAGCUUUAUAUAUUAAUCUAGUGAUUUGUGCCACCUUGGUUUGCUUAUCUUAACUUGGUGGUCCAAGUAGAGCAUCAGUUGAGCUAUCCCUUGAUGGAUAUUGGAGCAUUCUUGUGAAUUUCGUUGCUUUAAUCUUGAAGGAAUAAUGAAGGAUGUUAUUUCAUAA
Daucus carota subsp. sativus is the source of this 884-nucleotide messenger RNA. Its product is annotated as ethylene-responsive transcription factor ERF003. Gene Ontology annotation, molecular function: DNA-binding transcription factor activity; DNA binding. Gene Ontology annotation, biological process: regulation of DNA-templated transcription. NCBI's taxonomy places the organism in Eukaryota, Viridiplantae, Streptophyta, Magnoliopsida, Apiales, Apiaceae. The record is from RefSeq and is a predicted model, not a curated record. The transcript is spliced from 2 exons. Bases 88 to 603 code for a protein of 171 amino acids.